Amphimedon queenslandica is the source of this 2790-nucleotide messenger RNA. Its product is annotated as deleted in malignant brain tumors 1 protein-like. The transcript is spliced from 17 exons. NCBI's taxonomy places the organism in Eukaryota, Metazoa, Porifera, Demospongiae, Haplosclerida, Niphatidae. Gene Ontology annotation, cellular component: membrane. The record is from RefSeq and is a predicted model, not a curated record. The coding region runs from base 1 to 2790 and encodes 929 amino acids.
AUGAAUAUUGUUAUUGCCAGCCCGCCCCCAUUCUAUAGUCCACAGAAAAAACUAAACAAGAUGAACGCUGCUUUGCGCUUUCUUGUUGCUGUAUUCUUGCUCUAUUCUGCAGAUGCUCAAAAUUGUAGCUCUACUGGUGCAGUUCGUCUAGUUUGGGGUGCUGGUUCCUGGGAAGGAAACUUGCAAAUAUGCCUGAACGAUAUAUGGGGCUGGGUCUGCCACAACUCUUUCAGUAGUGCUGAUGCAAUGGUUGCCUGCAGGCAACUGGGGUACUCAACUGGAGGAGCUGUUGCACGAAGUAGUUCAUACUAUGGUUGGGGUAAUGGUACUGUGUGGAUUGAUUAUGUUGGUUGCACUGGCUCAGAGACCACUAUUAACAACUGCCCCUAUUCAACUUCCCUGACUAGCUCUUGCACAGGCACUACUAUUGCCGGAGUGGUUUGCCAGAGUGGUGGAGCUUGUAACAAUCAUGAUGUUCGUUUGAUAUCAGUCUCAGCAUCUUAUAGGUCAUAUGGGCGUGUUGAAUUUUGCUAUAACAACCAAUGGGGUACUGUUUGCGAUGAUGGAUGGGAUACUACUGAUGCAAGAACUGUUUGCAGGGAACUUGGUUUCGAUGGUACCACUGGAGGCUAUUCUUGUUGUGCUAACUAUGGUCAAGGUUAUGUGCCGAUUGCUAUUAGAAACGUUGGCUGCACAUCUUCAAGCUCUAGUCUUUCUUCCUGUACUUUCACUCCUGGUUCUUCUGGUUGUUCUCACAGUGAAGAUGCUGGUGCAUACUGCUAUGGUAGAGUAACUGGGACGUGUACCAACGGACAAAUUAAACUUUGGAGACCAUAUAAUAAUACCGGCCCAACUAAUGAAGGGAUCACACUUGUUUGUCGUAGUGGGGAACAAGGAGCAGUACUUACUACUAUGGAUCAUACCAUGAUAGUUAUUAUGAUACAGGCAGCUAUUACUGCUCUUCAUAUCACACGUCACUUUCUCAGUGUUCGUAUUCUGCGUCAACUUAUUGCUGUUCAUAUUCAUGCUAAUAAUUGCAUUGAUGGAGCAGUGAGACUAGUCAAUGGUACUACUAGUAAUGAAGGUAGAGCAGAGUAUUGUUAUGAAGGAGACUGGGUGCCAUUCUGUGGUAUGUCAUCAGCAACUGCUUCACUUAUAUGCAACCAACUGGGAUACAACUACACUUAUGGUAGUGUUUUUGAUGACGAGAGGUUUGGACGAAGCAACAAGCUGAGCAGUUUCAAUCACAAACACUGUGGCACUGGGCACCUUGCUUUGUCUCAGUGCAUUGAAGCAAGGAAAGAAAGUUCAUGCUACAUAUUAAAUUCAAGAUGCACGACAGAGUAUAGUGUACGCUGUUACAAUCCUGGUUUAUGUACCACUGAUGGACAACUUCGACUGGCUAAUGGUACAAUUCAACAAGAGGGCAGAGUUGAAAUAUGCCUGAAUGGAGUUUGGGGAGGCAUCUGUGAAACUGGUUGGAGCUCACCUGAUGCUACUGUAUUCUGCAAAGGGCUAGGAUACAAUGGACCUGGUCCUAGUGUGUACUAUGAUUCUUAUUUUGGUGAGACUUAUGGUCCAAUUAUAUGGAGUUAUGUUGGUUGCUCUGGGUUUGAGACUAGUAUUCAGAGCUGUAACAAAAAUGUUCAACCAAAUUUUAACUGCACUCAGCAAAACGGGGCAGGAGUUUUAUGCAAAGACCAGUGUCAGAAUGGGGACAUACAAUUAAUUGGUGGCAAGUAUUCCAAUGAAGGGACUGUUCUUGUAUGCUACAAUAACUUGUGGGGUCUAAUAUCAGACACAGCAUGGAGUAUGGGAGAUGCUAGAGUUGUUUGUAACUCACUAGGACACAGUGAUGGAAUUGCUACACCUAUUACUGGGUCAUAUUUUGGAAAGCCAAACCUUAUGGUACAUUUCAGGCAUGUGUCUUGCUUUGGUCAAGAAAUGGACAUAACGCAUUGCUCUAAGACAGUACUUUCACUGAAUAAUGGUAAACUAGCUCUUUCAACUGAUGAAGUGGCUGGAGUUGAUUGUAUUUAUGAUGAACCAAGUGAAUGCAUUAAAACACCAGACUGGGUCAGCACUCCGGGAACAGAAUGUAUUCCUAAUGCUAAUGUAAUAAGAGUACAAGGUAGUCAGGAAGCAGGUACUGGUAGAUUAGAGUAUUGUUAUAAUGGAUACUGGUCACCAUUCUGUAAACUGGAUCCUGUGGCUGCUUCUGUUGCUUGUAGACAAAUGGGGUUUACUAGCUAUACUGCUGCUUCUAUUAUCCCAACUACUGAUUAUGGAGUUGUUAGAAACUUCAGUUUGUUUUACAAUAUUACGUGCUCUGGAUUUGAAUCUAGCAUGUCUCAGUGUACAGUCCAUACUUCUGAAUGUACCCCUUGGUGUCCACACACUAAUAUUGCCAUAAGAUGCUUCAACCCUGGCAUGUGUACUAAUGGUGAGACUAGGCUAGUUAACGGUAUCAUUGAGAAUGAAGGAAGAAUUGAAAUAUGUUAUAAUGGAGUGUGGGGAGCUGUCUGUGAUAAAGGAUGGGAUAAGACUGAUGCACACGUACUCUGUACACAGUUGGGUCAUUCAGAAAGAGGUAAAAGCCAGUGUCCUAUUCUAACUCUUCAUUUGGUGCUGGGUAUUAUCCCAUUGUUUAUUCCAACUUUGCUUGUGGAGGAUGGGAAACUGACCUUGCUGAUUGUGGUAGAUCGGUUUAUCCUCAAUCAAAUUGUUCCAGGGAUCAUGUUGCUGGAGUCUUGUGCGGAUAUGAUUGUGAUGAUGGUGAUGUUAGAAUAG